This is a messenger RNA of Populus nigra (black poplar), 763 nucleotides long. RefSeq lists its product as uncharacterized. NCBI's taxonomy places the organism in Eukaryota, Viridiplantae, Streptophyta, Magnoliopsida, Malpighiales, Salicaceae. The coding region runs from base 71 to 535 and encodes 154 amino acids. The record is from RefSeq and is a predicted model, not a curated record. The transcript has a single exon.
GGCUUCAAGCCUCGCCUAACCAAAAAUAAAUCAUAUCAAGACUUUCACUCUCAAAUCUUGAAUUCACAAGAUGGGUAUUUGCAGUUCUUGUGAAUCGACACAUGUAGCAACAGCAAAGUUGAUCUUACAAGAUGGAAGGUUACAGGAAUUCUCGUACCCAGUUAAGGUUUCAUUUGUUCUUGCCAAGAUCCCAACCUACUUCAUCUGCAACGCUGAUGAAAUGGAGUUUGAUGAUGUCGUUUCAGCUAUAAAUGACAAUGAAGAACUCCAACCCGGUCAGCUUUAUUUUGCCUUGCCAUUGAGCUGGCUAAAGCAUCCCUUACAACCUGAAGAAAUGGCUGCAUUGGCCGUUAAAGCCAGCUCCGCUCUAAUGAAAAGCGGCGGGGCUGAGAAAUGUGGAUGUCACAAGAAACUGGCUUUUUCUGUCGAGAAUGAUGGUAAGUCAAGCCGGAGAGUGGCGGCCGGCGGUGGCGGGCCGAGAAGAAAUGGUGGCAGGGGAAAGUUCUCGGCGAGGUUGGGUGCCAUUCCUGAGUAGGGGUAGUUUGGGGAAUUAGAGAGGGUUGUGGGUGUAAAUAUUGUCACGAUUGGGGUUAGUUGUUGAAGUUUGCGGGUAGGAUUGCACCCUGGAUUGACGAUUAGGUGGCUGUUGCAAUACCUUUGGCUGUCCCCAUUUAAGGGCUGUAUUACAAUUUUACCCCUAGAUGAGUUGACUAGCUAUAUUUGAAAAUAAUAACCAUUUUUUUCGCUCCUUAUUAAUUAACAA